Molecule: messenger RNA, 6959 nt
Organism: Nymphalis io (European peacock)
Lineage: Eukaryota; Metazoa; Arthropoda; Insecta; Lepidoptera; Nymphalidae
Product: small G protein signaling modulator 1-like
Exons: 33
Coding region: 90-6083 (1997 amino acids)
Biological process (GO): activation of GTPase activity
Molecular function (GO): actin binding; GTPase activator activity
Source: RefSeq, a predicted model, not a curated record
ACGGUUCUGAAUAAUAAAAUCCAGAUAAGUGAGAUAUGUGUGGGUCUUCGCGUAAAUAAUGCGCUGCAAUCGGUCGGCUUUUAACGACAAUGGCCGCUCAAAAUAAAGUUGAAAGUGGGUCGGAUGAGAUGCCGGCGACGUCGGCUGACCCGAGCACUGAACAAAAGGAUCGAUUGAUAGCUGCUGUGAAGAAAGAAGUUAAGCAGUUGAUGGAAGAGGCUGUUACGCGUAAAUUUGUUCAUGAAGAAAGUGGAGGGGUGACUGCACUCUGUGGCGCGGUGGAAGCAUGCCUCGGUCAAGGUCUCAGACGCCGCGCACUCGGCCUCUUCAAGACCAGCUCGACUACCGCCUUGUUGCACAAAAUUGCUAAGAACUGUCCAGAAGCGGCAUUAGUCUCAGCUCGAGUUCUAGCUGCUGAAGGGGCUCCAGCUACGAGAUCAGCGUCUGGGGUGGAGAGGCGACCGUCAGCUCCUCGUCCUCCUCUUAAUAAAAGAGGAUCCGGGUCCCUGUUGUCACAGCCGCCACCCCAAUCAAAGUACCUUUGGAUACGAAUAGCUCUGUUCGAACGUCAACUGGCUAAAAUUAUCGAACAUUUAGUCAACAAUGCCAGUAGAUACUACGAAAGAGAAGCACUGGUAGCGGAUCCUGACUACGGCAGUAUCCUGAGUUCUUUACUGGUUGGUCCUUGUGCCUUGGAAUACUCUAAGGCCAAGGCUCCGGCUUGCUUUUGGUCAGAUCCUCCGGCUGAUGAACUGGUUCAGAGACAUAGGAUGUCAGCCGGUACGACCACGCCGCCGUCUGUACGGAGGCCCAUUCUUAACUUUAGAAGAAGUCUCAAUGCGUCUUCAGAUGACGGCAGUACAGUGACUACAGGAACUGCAAAUGCAACUGCGUCCAACGCUAAAGAUUACGUUGAGAGUUUACAUCAGAAUUCGAGAGCGACUCUUCUAUACGGCAAAAACAAUGUUCGAGUUCAGCCGAAAGACGUUGAGGAGCCUAUGGCUGGUUACUUGAGCUUACAUCAAACAGCCGCUGGACUCGUUAUCAAGUGGACUCCCAAUCAACUGAUGAACGGUUACGCCGAAAGCGAGGGAAUUGACAAAAGUCAGUAUCGUUGGCACCUAGUGCAUGUGUCGGCGUGUCCACAUGAGUGUAUUCUGUGCAGUGCAGCUCCUUGCACCGUGUAUAGACGAAGAUGUGCCGGUUCGCUUUGUAUCAAUUGCGUGUACUGGGCGAUGUCGCUACAAGUCUGUGUAUGGGAAGUGGUAUAUGUUCACGUUCAUCGAUCUAAAUUGAGUGAUGCUCUCAUUUUGGUUGGACAAGAUGGAGUUCAACGACCUCCUAUACAUUUUCCCAAAGGAGGACAUUUGCUGUCAUUUCUAAGUAGCUUAGAAACAGGCCUACUUCCUCACGGUCAACUCGAUCCACCACUUUGGUCGCAACGAGGAACAGGAAAGGUGUUUGGUCGUGGCAAAGUCCGCAGGCAACCCUUGCCGAGCUUGUGCGAGAGCGGCGAGACGGAUGAUCCCGAUUGGGAAGAAGUAGCGGGAGACUAUGUGUUCCGAAUAGUCAACAAUGCUAUUACAGAUAGAGAAGCGAUGCGCCACUCGCUGCUGGAGCGCGCGGUGCAGUCCCCGCCGCGCACGCCGCGCCGCCCGCUGGCGUCCACGUCCACCACGUCGUCCGACUCGUCCACCAUGUCCGUGGACUACCCGCCGCCCGCGCUCAACGGACACGCGGCGCUGCCUGCGCCCAACCCCAUCGUGGAGGAGGUUGCAUCGAUCGAGCUUGUCUGUAGUACAAUGCGUCGACAAAUCAUCUCACGGGCAUUUUAUGGUUGGCUCGCUUAUUGCAGACAUCUGUCCACAGUGCGAACACAUCUUAGCGGAUUAGUGAAUCCGAAUAUAAUAUCAAGAGAUGGUAUAGAAACUGGUCUAACCGAAGAGUUGUGGCGAUCCAUGAUGGACAAUCGAGGUAUUGUGAUUGAUAAAGAUGAAGUGUACAGGAUAGUUUACUACGGCGGUGUUCAACAUGAUAUUAGAAGAGAGGUCUGGCCGUUCCUCUUAGGAUAUUAUGAGUUUGGCUCAACAGCCGAAGAAAGGAUCGAACAGGACGUGAAUUACCGAAGACAAUACGAAACAACAAUGUCCGAAUGGUUGUGCGUGGAAGCGAUCGUGCGACAAAGAGAUAGAGAAGCUACCGCUGCGUCAAUCGCUCGACUCACGGAAUCUUCAGGAAAACCAAGACCUGAAGUCAACGAGCCUGGCGAGAUCUUUGAAGAUGAUUGCAGCGUCAUAUCAGACAAUCCACCAAUUGUCUCACCCGAGCCCAGUGAGAACGAACAAAGGAAACAUGAAUCUAAACCUAUACUUUCAAGAGCACCCAGUAUAGAUGAAGUCGACAAUAUUGAAAUGGAUUCAGAAGAGAGAGCCAAAGAAUCUAACAAAGUAAACGGUGAUACGGAAUCGGAGACCAUUGAUAGCAGGGAUAUAGACAGUCUAGGUGACUUAGACGAUGACGACGAAGUAUAUAUUAAGAGUGUCGUCGAAAACCCGGAUAUGAGACGCGAGAGUAUAGCUGAGAUUAAGAGACUUGCGGAAGGAUUCGUACAAAAGGGUGAAGGGAGAGGUCUAUUGUGCAGUGUCGACAGUGCCAACGUUAACCUUAAUGGGAGUGACUUGAAGUCGUCUAUAGAUGAAUAUCAACCGAGCACGCAUCAGCAGCAUACGAGCGUUAUUAUAACAAAUCCAUCUGUUGAUCUAGCUCCAUCUGGUUCUCCUGCGUCUGCUGGUACUACAGCCAACGCGAGCCCGGCGCGCAGCCCGCUGGGCGUGGUGCGCGAGGAGUCGCAGUCGGCGGGCGCGUCCUUCGACACGCUGGAGCCGAGCGACGCGCGCCCCGACACGCGCUCCGCCUGCGUGUCCCCCGCCAGCUCCAACGGCGGGGUGUAUUCCAACGAAUUGGUCGAGAGUUUUGCUCUGAAUCUGCAUAGAAUUGAAAAAGACGUUCAAAGGUGCGACAGGAACUACCCAUUCUUCACAGAUGAGAAUUUGGAUAAGCUGAGGAAUAUUAUGUGCACGUAUGUAUGGGAACACCUGGAGACAGGAUACAUGCAGGGCAUGUGCGACCUGGUGGCGCCGCUGCUGGUCAUCAUGAAGGAGGAGGCGGUCGCGCACGCGCUGUUCUCGCGGCUCAUGCACCGCGCGAGGGACAACUUCCCGUCUGGUCAGGCUAUGGAUGCGCAUUUUGCUGACAUGAGGUCACUCAUUCAAAUCCUGGACUGUGAGUUAUACGAACUGAUGCACGCGCACGGGGACUACACUCACUUCUACUUCUGCUACCGCUGGUUCUUGCUGGACUUCAAGCGAGAACUCGUCUACCAGGACAAAACAAAAAUGCCAAUUGGUAACGUGAACAGAGAGACGGCCCCGAAAAGGGAAACUUUCAGGCCUCCAUGGGUUAAGGAGAAGGAUACAGAGGCGCCACCUGCCUGGAUGCAAAAAAAAUUAAAGCCUGUGGAAAGUACUACGAAAAACGCGGAAAGUGACACUGCACCUGCACCUUCUGCAACAGCAAAGCCGCUGAAACCUGUUCUGAAAAAGCAGUCAACUAUAAGAGAAAAAACUGAAAACGGUGUGUCUGAACAAACAGAAGAAAAACUCGUUAAGCCAUCAGCAGCCAAGCAAGCUGACAAAGCUUCAAAAUCUGAAGACAAACCAAAAUUUGUAAAACCAUCUAUAAAGUUCAACGAAAAAACAAGUAAAUCAGACGAUAAAGUUAAUAACGAUAAACUACCAGAAAGACCUAUUCUCAAAAGCGUUAGAACUAUUGAUGAUAAAGUUAAAGAAAAAUCUGUUAGUAUUAAUGAUAAAAAACCAAUAGAGAGAAAUGAAACGCUAAAACAGAACAAUACGAUAAAUGAUAAAGAUCCUAAAACAACUAACAGCAUAAAAGAUCUCAAAAAAGAUAAAACUAUUGAAAAAACAAAGGCGGAUGAGAAGCCUAUUAAUGAUAAAUUAAAUAAAAGCUUAAACAGUAACUCCACCAAGGAGAACAAAAAGUUUGAAAAAGUUUCAGAAAAAUCAAAAGAAGAAGAGAAGAUUGAGGAUAAGUCUAAAAUGGCUACUAAACCACCGACUCCCCUUGACAAAACUCCUUCCAAGCUUCCACCGCGCAAGCCAUCGUUACAAAAAGCGCCAUCAAAGGAUGAUGUUAUGAUAAAAAAAUGGAGGGACCCAUUACACGAACGCGUUAAAGAAAAUAUUGAUAAAACCUUGGCAAAUGAAAUUCCAAAAGGACACACUUUAACUAAGAACGAAAGCCUAAGAAGCUUAUUAAAACCUACACCACCACCGAUGCCACCGCCAUUGCCACCGAAGCUCCCACCACCACCAGACUUUAAAAAGGCACCUAUUGAUCCUACAAAAUUGAAAAAAAUCGAACAACUCCGUAGCCGACCAAGACGGAGGCCUGAUUGGAGCGAUAUGAUGAAAGAGGUAGAGCAAGGAAAAAAAUUAAAACAUGUUGUAUGUAAUGAUAGGUCAAAACCAAUCAUUACACAAUCAGUAGUGAUUAAAAAUAAGGAUCAAUUUAUAUUUGAAUCUGAACAACCUAAUUCUCACAAUGAGCUGCUGAGGGAAAUAACAAAAGGUGUAAAACUCAAAAAAGUGAGAACAAAUGAUAGAAGCAAACCUAAUUUAGAAGGCUUAAGGAAAUUCAGAAGGCAAAUGACUAUAGAAGAACAAGUCCAGAAAUCAAUGUCACAGGCCAAUAUUGCUGCUUCCCCAUCGGGUGUAUCUAUAGCAGAGACACCUCAGGCUGUUGAAGAAGAUGAAAUUGAUGAGAUGGAUGAUAUUGACAAAGUUAGAGAUGAUCUUCAAUCUACUAAGCAGCUAUUAGCUAUUGAACUUAGAAAUAAAGAAGCACAAGAAAGAGAAAACAAACGUUUGCUGACUAGAAUACAAAAUCUAGAAGCGGAGCUGGCAAGAGAACGCGCUAUUAUAAAACAAGAACAACACAAAACUGUGAUAUCAGUGACAGACGCCUAUGAUGAAAGAUUAGUUAAUAAUCUAAAAAUGGAAGUUGAAAAGGCGAAAGAAACGGCGGAUAAUUUGGAAAAGCAGUAUUUAGUAGCAGCAGAAGAAAGAGACGAUGCACUGACAGAAUUAGAAGAAGUCAAGAGGCGAAAUGCAGAAUUGGAAAGGAAAUUAGAGCAGGCUCUUUCAGAUAAAAUUGACGAGUUAAUGAAAUCGGAGGAGCCCUUAUCUUUCUAUCAAAAAAGUCAACUUGACUUUUUAAAGCAGUGUAGGUUAUUGAAUAUAGAUGUUAACUGCCCUGAAGCUCAGCAAUUAAAGUCAGACCUUGCUGAUGCUAAUACUACUAAUAAUGCUUUUACUAAUAAUCAAGAGGAUGAGGGAAUCAUUCCUACAAGCGCUGGAUCAAGACGUUCCAGUCAUGCCAUCAAGCAACUGUCCGUGACAAAGGAUGACAGCUUUGAUGAAGAAGAAGAAUCAGAAGAAGAAGAGGAGGAGAGUGAAGAAAAGAAACAAAAGAGAUUAGAGAAAGAAAUCCGCAACAUGAAAAAUAAAAUCCGUCAUUUGAAGGAGAAGCAAGAUAACAUGAAGAGGGAAAGAAUGGGAUAUAAAAUGGCAUUAAAGAAUCAGCAAGCUUGUCUCAAGGAAGAAAAACGUAAGUUUAAAGAACUAAAACGCGAAGUUGAUAAAAUGGCUGCCAUGAUGAAAGAAGUUGGUACGGAUGAGGAAGAUGAAGAAGACGAAGAGGAGGAGUCUGAAGAAGAAAAAAAGAGUGAGACUGAAGAGGAAGAAACUGAGACCGAAACAGAACAAGAUACUGAAAGUGAAACGGAGAGUGAAAGUGAACCAGAGGACGCGCCGCUACCUAAAAAGAAAGACAAUCUCACGAAGCGUUUGAAAAGACAUGAAACGAGAGUAAACGCCUUGAAAAAGGGCAAUACACUUCUUAGUGCGAAUGUCGAUCGACUAAAAGACGAUGUACUCAUACAGAAGGAGAAGUCACUCUCCCUCCAGAAAGAACUAGACUCUCUUAUUGAAGAUUUAGAAUAAAAAGGGAUAAAUAAUUAUUUUGCGUAAUUUCAGCUUUUUAAUAAUGCGUCUAAUAUAAAAAAUAAUACUCAAAGUGAUUGCUUAAAAUUUAUAAAAUAAAUGAUAUUAUAUAAAUUGUCAUUUUGCACACUGACUACUGAUGUUAUUUUUAUUUUUAGUAAUGAUUUGAUACAUUUAUAUCGAUAAUAAUUAAUGAGUAAAGCACGGCUUAAAUUAUGUACUUACUGAAAUUAAAUUGUGAAAUAAAAAAAAAAUGUUAAUAUUUUAUAAUAUCAUCAAAUGAGUUUGGAAUCUCAGUAUUUAUUAAGAAAUAUUAUCUAUGCUAUCUGUGUGAAAAAAGUUUUUGUCGCUAGCUUUUUUUUGUAUAUCCAUGUAAAUAGACUGAAGUAACCGGAUUUUAGGUAGCUUGGAUCUAUAAAUUAUCUUCGACUUUUAAUUCUGUAUUUACAAACUUAAUAUGUUGUUUUAGGUAGAUAGGUAUAUAAUAUAAUUAAAAUAAUAAUGUUCAUUAUAUAAAUAAGUUUUUAAAUAAAACAAUACGUUAAAUUCAAUUAAUACCAGCAAAUUAAAUAACUUGUAUAAAACAAUGAAAAUUAAAAAAAAAUGUGGCGAAAAUGUGAAUUAUAUUCAUCUUUAUAAUUAAAGUAUGUUAACUUUAUGUACUACGAAUAUUAAAAAAAUAAUUAUUGUACAGUUUUGUAAGACGGUUAUUUAUUAUUUUAUGAGACGUGUGUAUAUAAUCACUUGUCAUUAUAUAUAUAACUAUGAUAUAUGGUAUGCUUCUCAUAAUUCCUAUUAUUACUAAACUAAAAUUCUUUGUAUAACGAUAAUUUAAACCACAGACAUAUUUUAAACACAAUAAAAUUUAACGCACAC